AUCACGGUGUGCUGUGUAGUUUUGAUAAUAAUUAGAUAUUGUAAAAAAAUGGUGUAUGAGCAGUGAAUUACGUGUUGACAUCAAUAGUCAGUAAAACAUGUUGACGGUUUUUUGAUAACGUUUAGUUGCGUCGAAACCAGAAUGUUACACGAACGUAUUUGCCAAUGGCUGGGGCAUUUGAAAUUAUCUCGCGUUAUCCUGAUGGUCUCUGUGAUGUUAUUCAUAGUGCCGCUUGUUACUCACUAUUAUCUAUCAAAGUAUGAAACUACUACAUCUAUGUCCUUGGGUGCUAAUAAUAUGCGGCACACUCUUGAAGCAUUGGGUGAUUUGUCAACAACAAAUGUGGUGGAUCUUAAAAUUAGAAUUGAGGAGAUGCUUCGGAUUAAGGCUUCAGUGUCAACGGAACUGCGGGAAUUAGAGGAAAAGCGGGGAAAAUUGCAAAGAGAAGCGGCAGCUGCAAGUGCUAAAUCAGAUAGUGUUAAAGCGGAGUACGCGCGAGCAACUGCUGAAUUGCAAAGAUUACGCGUUUCCGCAGACCAGGCACGUCUUGCACAACUAGAGGCUAUCCGUAGAGAUUCCCCGGAAUUGGCUCCGCCUACUCAAAUCCUUCACACACAACUGCCUCCCAUUCUUCCGCCUAUCAGUUCCGCAUCAGAAGUCCAUUGUCGUAUGCAUUCGUGCUUUGAUCAUUCCCGUUGUUCCCUAACUUCCGGUUUCCCAAUCUACUUCUACGAUCCCGAGAAAUUCUCCCCGCUAGUUGGUGCUGAAGUGGAUGGCUUUCUCAAAACGACUUUGCGACAAACGCUAAGCUACAAUUCUCAUUUGACGCACAAUCCUAAUGAAGCAUGUGUUUAUCUUGUGCUGGUUGGCGAAGGAUUUCCUCUGGAUAAAAGCCCCUCUUCAACAACAGAUACGUACAAGUUGUCGUUGAACGAGAGUGCUAUAAAAAGCUUACCGUAUUGGGGUGGUGAUGGUCGUAAUCACGUGCUGUUGAACUUGGCCCGACGGGAGCUGUCAGUCGGUUCUGGAGAUGCAUUUCACACUGCUUCUACAGGGAGAGCUAUGAUCGCCCAAUCUACAUUUACUAUGCAACAGUAUCGGCCGAGUUUUGAUCUUGUAACUCCACCUGCUCUUGGGCCUCCAGGUGGAGACGUAUGGGUGGAUUGUGCUCCAAUAGCACCCGCACGACGCAAAUACAUACUUAGUUUUCAGGGUUCGCAAACACCACUGCCUGCAGGAUCAAGUGUAGAUAAUGAUAAAUUUCUUAUUGACACGCUUCAAAAAACUGCGAAAGAGGCUCCUUCGUCCGAUGUGUUUUACUUGCAAUUUGAGUGCGAUCCGCCGAUAGAGAGGCGAGCCGUGAUUCAUAUUGGCGACUGGACACUAUGCGGCACCGAUCGAUCGCGAAGAUCAAUUUUGAGAGAUUCCACCUUUGUUUUGAUACUAGCUCCAGCCGAUAAUAAUUAUGCCACAACGGCUCUUUUGCAAGCUCGCUUAUACGAAGCGUUGCGGUCUGGUGCGAUACCCUUAAUUUUGGGUGGUGAUCGAAUCCGCUUGCCCUUUGAUGAAGUGCUCGAUUGGCGUCGGGCGACUUUGUCUCUUCCAAAAGCUCGGGUGACGGAGUUGCAUUUUCUACUUCGAGCUCUGUCGGAUGCAGACCUUCUUACCUUCCGAAGGCAGGGUCGUGUUUUGUGGGAGCGCUAUUUGAGUUCAGUGCAGGCCAGUAUGGAUUCAUUGCUGGCGACGAUACGAACUCGGUUGAAUAUACCAGCUCAGCCGGCUAUCGCGACUUCCGGGGUUCCUGCAUUUAAUGAGUCUUACUACCCGCCAAAACUGGAGCCACCCGCCGUCGACACAGAACCUGAAGAGACUCUAGGGCCGUCGGAAGCUCCGUAUCCGAGUCCAGCUUACCGUAGAAAUUAUUCAUUAGCCCUGUUGCACGGAUACGAACUGUGGAAUGAAUGGGGCGAGCCGUUUGCUCUAUACCCACAGUUGCCUUGGGAUCCACCGGUAACUUCUGAAGCGCGAUUUAUGGGAUCAGCGGCUGGUUUCCGUCCGAUCGGCGCGGGCGCAGGUGGCUCCGGGAAGGAGUUUAGCGAAGCACUCGGCGGUGACAGACCAAGAGAACAGUUCACUAUAGUGAUACUAACCUAUGAAAGAGAAGCAGUGUUGGCAGCCGCUUUAGCGCGACUACGAGGUUUACCGUAUCUGAACAAGGUGGUGGUGGUCUGGAACGGCGUGACCGCGCCCACGGCGAUGCAGGCGUGGCCGGAGUCCGGGGCACCUGUGGCAGUAGUGCGAGCGUCGCGGAACUCCCUCAACAACCGAUUCUUGCCGUACAACGUGAUCGAGACCGAAGCGGUGCUGUGUGUUGACGACGACGCACACUUGAGACACGACGAAAUCGUUUUUGCGUUCAGAGUGUGGCGUGAACAUCGCGAUCGGAUCGUCGGAUUUCCUGGCAGAUACCACGCGUGGGACCUCAAUUUUAACAAUGGAUUCCUAUACAAUUCAAAUUACAGUUGCGAGCUGAGCAUGGUUCUGACGGGCGCGGCGUUCGUGCACCGCUACUACCUGUGGGCGUACUGGCACUCACUGCCGGCCGCCAUGCGUGAUUACGUUGACGAGUACAUGAACUGUGAGGACAUUGCAAUGAACUUCCUCGUCGCGCACAUCACACGGAAACCGCCGGUCAAGGUAACGUCGCGGUGGACUUUCCGUUGCCCAGGUUGUCCGGUGACACUGUCAGCGGAUGAAACACAUUUCCACGAAAGACAUAAAUGCAUACAGUUCUUCUCUCAGGUAAUGGGUUAUACACCUUUAUUAUCAACGCAGUAUCGCGCGGAUUCGGUACUAUUCAAAACGCGAAUACCUCACGACAAACAAAAGUGUUUUAAAUUUAUAUAACUUACAAUUAGAUUGAUAAACUAAACUGUUUAUAUUGACUUUAUAGCACUGGCAAACGAUUUAUAUCAACCAAAUCAAGCAAAGGAAAGUCCUAUAAUAUCCAGUUGCUGACUAUCGAAUUUGAUUACCUAACGUAACGUAACUUCGAUUUAUUUGCGCUAGAAAAACUAUCACUUAUUUAAGCUGUGAUCAAUCUGAGGUUAAUCCCGCGUUGGACAUGACGUUUUGGAAUUUCGAAUUUCGCACGUUCGCUUAGCCUCUCAAUAUGCCACCACUUUCUGCAUUUUCGGUUCCUCACGGUCGACUUUAUUCUGAAGAUGAAGUUUUAUUAUUGUAAGUAGCAAAAGAAAAGAAGAGUGUACAUGCGUUUAUGAAAAGUAUAAACUAUUUUUAAAAAC
Messenger RNA from Pararge aegeria (speckled wood butterfly), 3305 nucleotides. RefSeq names its product exostosin-3 (gene botv). The transcript has 10 exons. Bases 142 to 2907 code for a protein of 921 amino acids. The record is from RefSeq and is a predicted model, not a curated record. Gene Ontology annotation, molecular function: glycosyltransferase activity. NCBI's taxonomy places the organism in Eukaryota, Metazoa, Arthropoda, Insecta, Lepidoptera, Nymphalidae. Gene Ontology annotation, cellular component: membrane.